AUGCCACAGGCUGCGAGAUGGGCGGGCUCGCCGUCUAUAAAGGGACGGUCUGAGUCGACGCGAAUGGCGUUGUUGACGUUUAGUCUUGUGGGGUUACAGUGCGUUCAUUCUGUCAUACAGAUGCGAAUGGUGUUUGGAUACAAAGGUCAAUUGCUAACGAUGGAUUCUAAUAGGUUUACAUGGGGCACGGAGAUGACAUAUUGCACGCCUUACCUUCUUCAGCUUGGGUUGACGAAAUCUAAGACUUCGUUGGUGUGGAUUGCGGGUCCGUUGUCUGGGUUGAUUAUACAGCCUCUUAUUGGUGUUAUUGCGGAUCGGUCGCGAUCGAAAUGGGGAAGGAGGAGGCCAUUCAUGAUUUUUGGGUCUUUCGUUGUGGCCUUUUGUCUGAUUGUUCUUGGCUGGACGGCUGAGAUUGUUGGAUUGUUUGUUCAGGAGCCGGAGAAGGCUAAGAACGUUACCAUUGCAUUGGCGGUCUCCAGUAUUUAUGCCGUGGACUUCUCUAUCAACGUUGUCCAAGCUUGCUGUCGCAGUUUGAUCGUGGACACACUUCCAAUUCCACUGCAACAAGCUGGAUCUGCAUGGGCCGGCAGAAUGAGUGCCAUUGGCCAGCUCAUCAGCUACGUGAUCGGCUCAAUUGACACCGUCCGCAUCUUUGGGACAUUUUUCGGCGAUACGCAGUUCAAACAGAUGACUGUGAUUGCGGCACUGUCCUUGAUCGGCGCCGUGGGUGUUACCUCGUAUUCGGUAAAGGAGCGUGUUCUGAUCACAGCGAGGGACUCGGAUGGCAAAGCUGGUGCGAUUCAAGUGAUCUCUCAGUUGAUCCAAACUACACUAGAUCUGCCACCUCGUAUCCAGGCUAUUUGCUGGGCCCAGUUCUGGGCAUGGAUUGGCUGGUUCCCUUUCCUCUUCUACAGUACCACAUGGGUAGGCGAGACCUACUUCCGGUACGAAGUGCCCAAGGAGGAUCUAUCAAAGGCAACCGAUAUGCUCGGCGAAGUCGGUCGUGUCGGCAGUCUGUCGCUGACAGUAUUCUCGGCAAUUACCUUCCUGAGCUCCGUCCUGCUACCAUUCUGCAUACAACCACCCGAUACCAAGCGCACGCGCUUCACACCCCGACCACCACCCGGAGUGGCAGCAGCCCUCAAAGCCAUAACUGCAGUCCGACCCGACCUCCAAACAGCCUGGCUGAUAUCGCAGAUCAUGUUCGCCGCGACCAUGAUCUUCGCGCCAUUAGCCCACUCUCGCGGGUUCGCAACCUUCCUUGUCGCAGUCUGCGGCAUACCCUGGGCAAUUAGCGGCUGGGCCCCAUUCGCCUUUAUGGGCGUGGAAAUUAACAAACUCACAAUGAACACCAACGGCGCGACCGGAUCAACCACCCGCUCUGGCGUAACGAUGAUCACAUCCGCCAGUAUGCGCAGCUCAGCCGCAGAUACGGAACUCGAAGUCCUUCGACUCAACCAUCGUGACUCAGACGGCGACGACACCGAUGAAGAAGAUCAGGCCUCGAAUAUCCCCUCAACGGGCGAGCUGGCUGGGAUCUACCUCGGCGUAUUGAACGUCUACACCACACUCCCCCAAUUCGUCGGCACGUUCAUCAGCUGGAUCGUGUUCACCAUCCUCGAGCCGGGCGCUGAGCCGAACAAGGAAAGCGACGCGUCGGAUACGAAUUGGAUGAACCUGGACAAGGAUAAGCCUAACGCUAUCGCUAUUUGUCUGUUCAUUGGCGCGAUCAGUGCACUUGUAGCAGCUGAAGCGACGCGGCGGUUGCGGUAUGUUCGAUGA
Molecule: messenger RNA, 1782 nt
Organism: Penicillium atrosanguineum
Lineage: Eukaryota; Fungi; Ascomycota; Eurotiomycetes; Eurotiales; Aspergillaceae
Product: putative sucrose transporter
Exons: 7
Coding region: 1-1782 (593 amino acids)
Cellular component (GO): membrane
Molecular function (GO): sucrose:proton symporter activity
Source: RefSeq, a predicted model, not a curated record